ACAAGGGAAAGUUUGCAUGGCGCAUAACUUCAAGGGGCUCCCCGUGUAUCAAACGCACAGGCAGACGAAUUACGAGAAUGAUCAGACCUCACGGAUCCAGCGGUUAUGUGAGCAGAACCAUUUUGGUCUUGUAUUACGGAUUCAGAAACUUCAUAUACUGAACUCCUCCUCCUCAUCUCACACGGCGCGUCUGCAGGCUUGGGACCAGAGCGACAUGACUUUACGCGGAUUGCUAUAAAUUUAGACUACUUUCCGUUCAAUGGAUAGACCUCAAAUUGAGAUGAAAACCGUUUAGUUUUUAAGGACAAGUAAUACUCCCACCCGUCUGCAGUAUUCGCUCAGUACACAAGUUUUUUUAAUUGAGUUCAUUAUGGAACAUCGCAUACUUGGCAAGCAACUUGGCGCAUACGCGCGCGUCUGUUUGUUUGUUGCCAUCCUUCACGCGGCUCAAUGUCAGAGGAGUCCGGACACGAGGCAGUCCAGUAACCAGAGAGCGGCUCUCCGGCAGACGCUUCAGUGGAAACACAACGGCAAGAUCUUCAGCAUUCUGAGUCACGGCGCCGAGUACCAGCCGCCGCGGCCGAGGGGCUCACCUUCGGAGCAAGUGCACGUAAGACCUGUCACCAUCAUCCGCGAUGGAGACGUGACGAGGGCCGCGCGGGGGAACGCCGACAGCUCGAGCCUCUCUCCGCCCCACAACUCGGCCCAGACGCUGUCCGAGGCAGGAGCGCGCGCGGACAGCCCCCGCUGGCUGCCCCUUCAAGUCCAGAGGGGUCUGAGAGGGCACGAGCACCGCCGUCAUCCGCCCGUCCAUCCGAGGGACCGCGCUGACACGCGGACGGACGGCAAAAAGAACGAGACCGAGCAUGAACCUGCUCCCAGUCCACCGCUACCGAGGAGAGAGGACAUGAUGGUCGGCGACGAUCCCUACGACCCGUACAAGUCCACAGAUAGAGAUAACCCGUAUUACAAUUACUACGAUGUCUACGAAAGACCAAGGCCUAGACCGAGACCUGGAUACGGCACAAGCUAUCAUCAGUACGGUCUACCUGAUCUUGUACCAGACCCAUACUACAUUCAAGCCUCUGCGUAUGUUCAGAGGGUUCCCAUGUACAACCUGAGAUGUGCAGCCGAGGAAAACUGUUUAUCAAGUUCAGCCUACAGGGGAGACGUGAGAGACUAUGACACUCGGAUGCUGCUAAGAUUUCCUCAGAGGGUAAAAAACCAGGGAACAGCUGAUUUCCUGCCCAGUAGACCACGCUACUCCUGGGAAUGGCACAGCUGUCACCAGCACUACCACAGCAUGGAUGAGUUCAGCCACUACGACCUGCUGGACAGCAGCUCUCAGAGGACGGUGGCCGAGGGCCACAAGGCCAGUUUCUGUCUGGAGGACACGUCCUGUGACUACGGCUACUACAGGCGGUUUGCCUGCACUGCACAUACCCAGGGACUGAGCCCGGGAUGUUAUGAUACCUAUAACGCUGACAUUGACUGCCAGUGGAUUGACAUCACAGAUGUGAAUCCUGGAAACUAUGUACUCAAGAUCAGUGUAAAUCCCAGCUAUCAAGUCCCGGAGUCUGACUACAGCAACAACGUGGUGCGCUGUGAGGUCCGCUACACCGGCAACUACGCCUAUGUGUCAGGCUGUCACAUGUCACCGUAUUAAGAGGAACCGGCCAUUAAAAGCAGCUCUGUGGCACGUGACGGUGAAGAGGACCGCAUUCAAGAGCACGAGAUAAGUUGCACAUUGUUAGCUCUUGUCAAAUCGACUCUUUCUGUAUUCAGCAAUGCAUAGAAAUUGAAAGUGAAAUUAAAAAACUGGUCCAAGUGGUUAUGAAGGCGUGAUGAUAAGGGGACACAUUGACUGUAUGACUUUUGAAAUACUCACGAAUUAGCUAGAAGUAGAAAUCCUGGGACACGACAGCAUUUUUCCGUGAAUGCUAAAUGCCUCGGGUUUACUACCGGAUAAUACUGAAUCCAUACUUGUGACUGAAAAGGAAAACGUGAGUGUGUGAAGAUGUUGUUUUCUUUGCCACUGAGCAGUCUUCUCUCAUCACCUCUUUUUGGAUAUUUUUCUUGCCUUUCUUGCAUUGUACCCUAUGCUUGCAUUUCUUGCCACUUUUCUUAUAGUUAGAAAAAAAAAGAAGAAAGUUUAAAUGCUCUUAGGCUUGGAAAAUAAAAAUGGCAAAUCAGCUUGCUCAAAUCGUGCAGUCAUUAUCAACGAUUAGUCAACUUUAAAGAUGAAAUAAACAGAAAAUGAAGACAAUAGAAGGGUAUAUGUAUUUUAUAUUUAUAUGCAAUGGUGGAGGUUCUUUUUUUUACCACUAGCCUUGACAAAAUCUACUUGAAUAAAGUUUUGUG
Lampris incognitus (smalleye Pacific opah) is the source of this 2361-nucleotide messenger RNA. RefSeq names its product lysyl oxidase a (gene loxa). The transcript is spliced from 7 exons. NCBI's taxonomy places the organism in Eukaryota, Metazoa, Chordata, Actinopteri, Lampriformes, Lampridae. Gene Ontology annotation, molecular function: copper ion binding; protein-lysine 6-oxidase activity. Gene Ontology annotation, biological process: peptidyl-lysine oxidation. The coding region runs from base 371 to 1666 and encodes 431 amino acids. The record is from RefSeq and is a predicted model, not a curated record.